Molecule: messenger RNA, 1557 nt
Organism: Lampris incognitus (smalleye Pacific opah)
Lineage: Eukaryota; Metazoa; Chordata; Actinopteri; Lampriformes; Lampridae
Product: zinc finger protein PLAGL2-like
Exons: 1
Coding region: 24-1352 (442 amino acids)
Source: RefSeq, a predicted model, not a curated record
GCCAGUGCUGUUCCCACUGCUAGAUGAUGUUCCAACAGCAGGGCCCUCUAAAAAGCCAGGUCCAGGAAAGCCAUCAGGCCAACAGGCAGCUCUUCCAGUGCCAGGAGUGUGGGAAGCAGUACAACACUCAGCUGGGUUACAGACGCCACUUGGUGUCAGCCCACAGCUCUGCAGCAGUACUGCCCUCUCCGGAGGGGGCGCCAUCUCUCCUGGAGCACUUGGGCAGCCACAAUGACAGGCCUCCUCCCCCAGAAGGUAAUGCAAAUGUUUCUGUGCCUGUGCGUGAAAGGAAGUACUCAUGCGAGCGCUGUGACCGGCGUUUCUACACCCGCAAGGAUGUGCGGCGUCAUGCAGUGGUGCACACAGGUCGUCGCGACUUCCUGUGCCCACGCUGUGCGCAGCGUUUUGGCCGCAGAGACCAUCUGACACGCCACCUGAAGAAGAGCCAUGCCCAGGAAGCAGGGCUGACGCCAAACAGCAUGACCAGCACGGCUGUGGCCAACCUGACUCCCGCCACCCCAUGUCCAGUGAAGGAGGAGCCCAGCCCAGUGAGCUGUGACACAGGCUCAACACUCAAAGAGCCUUCAGAGACCUUCUCCAUGGACAUGUACAAUUCCUACAACAUGGCCAAUUCUGUUCCAGGAAUGGGCCACCAUCAUGGCUUUAUGCAGGGCUCAUUGUCAUCAGGCAUGGCUGUGGGCCGCCACAUGCCUUCUCCUUCCCCCCACCCCCAUCACCUGCAGCCACCACCACAACAACAGCAGCACCUCCAUGGGCAGCAACAGCAUCCUUACAACAACAUGCCCAGAUACCAACAUGGAUCUACCUCAUAUACCCGCACUGAUGUGGAGAGUUUCCUUCUAGACCUGCAGAGUGGCCUUCCACCCCACCCCAGUGCAGCCCCUUCCUCUUCCUCAUCUGCUGCAUCCCCUCAGAGGGAUGCUUUGCCUGAAGUUCAAGGUGUGACAGAGAUGGGGGCUGGCGACACCAACCUACUCUCUAGGAGCCCUUCUCUUUCCUCAGCUGAGCUGUCCUGUGCCACUAACAUGGACCUGGGUCCUCUGCUUGGCUUCCUCCCUUUCAGCCUACCCCCCUAUAGCACUCACAUGGGGAUGGGAGGGUUAGUGAUGGGAUAUCCAUCUACCUCCACCUCAACUGUCUCCUCCCCAUCCUCUUCCACUGGUCUGUCCUUCCAGGCUCCAGGUCCUUUCACCCUCCUUCAGCCUCCCCAGCCUCAGGUACCCCAGGGCCCUGGAGCCCAUAACCACAGCCAGCUACCUCAGGGGUACAGUAGUUCCGCUAUGAACACUUCCACUUCCCUACCUCGCUACUACCAGACCUUUCAGCAAUAAGUUGCUUGAUCCCUGGCACUUGAAAAUGAUUACAAUAGAAACCUAGUGUGGCACAGGAGGAGCAUAAAUCAUUGACAGCCGCAGGCUUCAGAUACGGUCAUCUGAUGUGUCUAAAAGAGGGAAAAUUGGAAUGGUGUGUUCUAUUUUGAAACAAAAAACAUGCUAAUUUAGCCUUUUGGUGUUAGUCUUUAGUUUUUAGCUAAAC